Molecule: messenger RNA, 4181 nt
Organism: Carlito syrichta (Philippine tarsier)
Lineage: Eukaryota; Metazoa; Chordata; Mammalia; Primates; Tarsiidae
Gene: FSTL5
Product: follistatin like 5
Exons: 13
Coding region: 104-2380 (758 amino acids)
Biological process (GO): multicellular organism development; cell differentiation; regulation of BMP signaling pathway
Molecular function (GO): protein binding; calcium ion binding
Source: RefSeq, a predicted model, not a curated record
UCUGAUUCCAGAUGACCCUUUUGCAUCUUGUGAAAAUAAGUACUGUGGCUUGGGAAGGCACUGUGUUAUCAACAGAGAGACAGGGCAAGCAGAGUGUGCCUGCAUGGACCUUUGCAAACGGCACUAUAAACCCGUGUGUGGAUCUGAUGGAGAAUUCUAUGAAAACCACUGUGAAGUGCACCGAGCUGCUUGCCUGAAAAAACAGAAGAUUACCAUCGUUCACAAUGAAGAUUGCUUCUUUAAAGGAGAUAACUGCAAGACCACUGAAUACAGCAAGAUGAAAAACAUCCUUUUAGAUUUACAAAAUCAAAAAUAUAUUAUGCAAGAAAAUGAAAACCCUAGUGCUGAUGACGUAUCUAGGAAGAAGCUGUUGGUGGAUCAAAUGUUUAAAUAUUUUGAUGCAGACAGUAAUGGACUUGUAGAUAUUAAUGAGCUAACUCAGGUGAUAAAACAGGAAGAGCUUGGCAAGAAUCUUUUUGAUUGUACUUUGUAUGAUCUACUGAAAUACGAUGAUUUUAAUGCUGACAAGCACCUGGCUCUUGAAGAAUUUUACAGAGCAUUCCAGGUGAUCCAGUUGAGUCUGCCUGAAGAUCAGCAACUAAGCAUCACUGCAGCAACCGUGGGACAAAGUGCUGUCCUGACCUGUGCCGUUCAGGGAGCCCUGAGACCUCCUAUCAUCUGGAAAAGGAACAAUAUCAUUCUAAAUAAUUUAGAUUUGGAAGACAUCAAUGACUUUGGAGACGAUGGGUCCUUGUAUAUUACUAAGGUUACCACAACUCACAUGGGCAAUUACACCUGCUAUGCAGAUGGCUAUGAACAAGUCUAUCAGACUCACAUCUUCCAAGUAAAUGUUCCUCCAGUCAUCCGGGUAUAUCCAGAAAGUCAGGCUAGAGAGCCUGGGGUAACUGCAAGUCUUAGGUGCCACGCAGAGGGCAUACCAAACCCUCAGCUUGGCUGGCUGAAGAAUGGAAUUGAUAUUACACCAAAGCUGUCCAAACAACUUACGCUUCAAGCAAAUGGCAGUGAGGUUCACAUAAGCAAUGUGCGCUAUGAAGAUACAGGAGCGUAUACUUGCAUUGCCAGGAAUGAGGCGGGAGUGGAUGAAGAUAUUUCUUCUCUUUUUGUGGAAGAUUCUGCAAGAAAGACCCUAGCAAACAUAUUAUGGAGAGAAGAAGGUCUGGGAAUUGGGAACAUGUUCUAUGUUUUUUAUGAAGAUGGAAUCAAAGUGAUACAGCCCAUAGAAUGUGAAUUUCAGAGGCACAUUAAACCAAGUGAAAAGCUCCUUGGAUUUCAGGAUGAAGUCUGUCCCAAAGGUGAGGGAGAGGAAAUUCAAAGAUGUAUGUGGGCAUCAGCUGUCAACGUUAAAGACAAGUUCAUUUAUGUGGCACAGCCAAUUUUGGACAGAGUACUUAUUGUUGAUGUGCAGGCCCAAAAAGUUGUCCAGGCAGUAAGCACAGACCCUGUCCCAGUUAAAUUACACUAUGACAAAUCACACGAUCAGGUCUGGGUACUAAGCUGGGGUACCUUGGAGAAGACGUCACCAACACUACAGGUAAUAACCCUGGCCAGUGGGAAUGUGCCACACCACACGAUCCACACCCAGCCUGUGGGAAAGCAAUUUGACAGAGUGGACGAUUUUUUCAUUCCCGCCACAACGCUCGUCAUCACUCACAUGAGGUUCGGAUUUAUUCUUCAUAAAGAUGAAGCUGCACUACAAAAAAUUGAUCUUGAAACCAUGUCAUACAUCAAGACAAUUAACUUGAAAGACUAUAAGUGUGUUCCUCAGUCGUUGGCAUAUACACACUUGGGAGGUUACUACUUCAUUGGCUGCAAACCUGACAGCACUGGAGCAAUUCCCCCACAGAUUGUGCUGGACAGUGUAACCGACUCAGUCAUUGGGUUCAAUAGUGAUGUGACGGGCACUCCAUAUGUCUCUCCAGAUGGCCACUACCUUGUCAGCAUCAAUGACGUGAAAGGUCUUGUUAGAGUUCAGUACAUUACCAUCAGAGGAGAAAUACAGGAGGCUUUUGAUAUUCACACAAAUCUGCACAUAUCUGAUCUGGCAUUUCAGCCGUCCUUUACUGAAGCCCACCAAUACAACAUCUAUGGUAGUUCAAGCACACAAACUGAUGUGCUCUUUGUGGAGCUCUCCUCUGGGAAGGUCAAGAUGAUAAAGAGCCUUAAGGAACCACUCAAGGCAGAUGAAUGGCCUUGGAAUCGGAAGAACAGGCAAAUCCAGGACAGUGGCUUGUUUGGUCAAUACCUGAUGACACCUUCCAAGGACUCUCUCUUUAUACUAGACGGACGACUCAACAAGUUAAACUGUGAGAUCACUGAAGUUGAGAAAGGAAAUACAGUCAUUUGGGUUGGAGAUGCCUAGGAUCACUAUUCUAUAAUUAUUGAAUGAAGAGUUUUAAAGUACAUUGAAUUUAUCCAUUGUUUAAAUUUACAGUUUAACUUUUCAACUUUAUAUCCUAGUCAAACAUAAUUUACCUGGUUGUCCCAAAUAAAAUAGGUUGUUUUUGGCCAAGACAUAUACAAUUAAUAAUAUUGAUCAAUUAAAAAUAUAUAACAAUAUUUAAUGAGAAAUUAUAUCAGUCAUAAGAAUCAAAUAUACAAUUAUGUUUUAAAACAAUAAAACAGGACUUUAAAUUCUUAAAAAAUAACAAAACUGCAGGGAAUUUGAGAUGACUAAAGCAUCAUUUCAUUUUGAGGGUAAUUGAUUUAUUGUUUUUUUCUGUCCUGUUAGUAUGAUUACACCAGAAAUAAAAGGUGGUGUGGAACCUUAAAAUUCUUAGUUUGAAAUAUUCUGUGCUGUCCACUGUUUAUAAUCUUUUGUGCCUUGAAGGGAAUGCCACAGGAGGAAAAGAAGGCUAAAAGCUGCAUACUGAAUACCCUCAUAACUAUACAUCUCUUGUCAUUAAAAAAUAUUUAACAUCUAUUGCUCCAAAUCUUUCCUUCAGUCAUUUGUUUAACCCUCAAUGAAAUAUCACUGGAAGGCAUAGGUUGGCCUUAGGAUGUAUACAGGUGUCAAACACAAUUUGACAUUUACUGUAUAAUCUGUAGCAUGCAAUAGAAAUUGAUAGGAAGGGAAGAAAAAUAAUUACGCUGAAAAUGUUUGCAAUGUAUCUACUAAUUUUGCUUCAAUCACUAGAGUGCAUUAUAUUUUUAAUGCAAGUUUGUCUGGGAUGUCAACUACUUACAAAUGUUCACUUUAUUAUUAGCAGAAUAAAUUAUUUCUUUUGACAUAGCCCAGUGUUGCAUCAAUAGGAACUUUUCGUCCUAAACAAGAAGCAUUACUUUUGUCUGCUAAAGUAAACCACAUAUAGAGAAAUUAACUUCUGAGAAAGAAAAAUAAAAAACUGGCAAGAAAACUCAUGUGAUAUAGUGGCCUAGGAUAAUUAGGGAAUAAAAGAAUAACCUUACAGUGGUGAGUAAAAAAUGCGCUUCUCCAUUGUUUUUGCUAUUUAAAUAUAACCUUUCAAAAACUUUAUUCAUAGUAAUUUUCCUUAAUGACUUCUCUAUUCAACUCCUACAUAAUCCUAAAACCACCUUCUCGCUACAGGCUAUAGUUUGAAACCUAACUAAUCCUCUUACUUGAGACAGUGCAGAGAUGUAAAAAUUACUUUUCUCUUAAGAGGAAAAGAGAAAGACAGUAGAAAUAGAUUGAAAUAAGCAAAUAACUAUACAGGCUUAAAGUAAUAGCUUACAUAUUCUGGGAAUCUUUUUACUUUUUGUUUUUAUUGUUGCUAAAAGAAUGCUAAUGGGCUGUUGAAAUGACCUCCAUUUACUGAAGGCAAUCCAAUAAGGUCUUUUUUAAAUACAAAGUUUACUCAAGUUUAAACUGUGUAAAACUGCUUAGAAACUGAAAAUUUUAUAGUGUGUAAUAUCUUAUGUGUAUAUAGCAUCCUGAUCUGUGUGAUACAGUAGAUUUCUUCUUAGCUUAAGGAAACAUUAUACAAGGUAGAUUUAAUAAACUACAGCUUAUGUUUCUACUUAAUGAACCUGCUUUACUUUUUAGCAAUUUUAUCCCUUGUGAACAUGAACCAUAUAAAGUAUCUGUGACUUAAUGAUUUAAUGUAAGUCUGUCCCAUACAUCCUUCUUGGAUCGUUUACACCAUGUGUAUGCUCUGUCUGUAGACACUGCUUGAUAAAUGGAGAAUAAACCUCUUACAUUUUAA